AUUCAAGUCUUAAUGCAUGGCUUGAUAAUGGACCUUUGGUUAAGAUUCUUCAAUAUGAUGUGUUGCCUACUCAUACAAGCUCAUCAAUGGUCCAAACUGAGUCAUCAUCAUCUCUUGUUGGUCUUCCCUUAAUGGAUAUUGCUCUCAGUGCAGUGCCUUGUCUAGCCUCCUUAUCCUUGCCAUCUUCGAGCACAAGCUUGUCUUUAGCUUCUAAAUCAGGUUCGUCUCUUCUUUCCUUGCCUUUGGUUUCUAAUGCUAAUGUUGUUUCUAGUGUUAGUAUUGUCUUGACGAUAGCACCUAAUGGUCUUGAUCACUCCAUCUCCACCUCAAAAAAGUCACCACAUGCGAACUAUGCACCCAUGACGUCACCAGAUGUUAUGCUCACAAAGCAAGGUCAUGAAACCAUGCCAACAACCAAACCACUAGGUCCCACUAGUUCCUCCUCACUAUCUUUGUCUCCUAAUACCCAAUCACCAAUUGCCCCAAAGUCAUCACGUACCACUAUCUCAGUAAUGACUGCUAUUUUUGAUGUUAUCUCCGCAUUGGCUACCCUGUUCUCUAUUAAGGAUCUUGGACUCCUUCGUUAUUUCCUUGGUGUUGAAGCUAGUUAUAGCACCACAGGUUAUAUAACUUAUCUUGGGGCUAAUCCCACUUGGAGAUCUUGCAAACAACAAGCUAUUGCUCGUUCCUUUACAAAAGCUGAGUAUUGUGCCUUGGCAGCUGCUUCUUAUGAAUCCACAUCGGUUUGGUACUUACUUUCUGAACUUGGUGUUACCUUCUUUGAUCCUCCUACACUUUUUUGUGACAAUAUUGGAGCUACAUACCUUAGUUCUAAUCUAGUCAUGCACUCCGCAAUGAAGCAUAUAGCUAUUGAUAUUCAUUUUGUCCGUGACCUCGUUGAGGAGAAAGUUCUACAUGUUUCUCACAUUUCUUCUUGUGACCAACUUGCUGAUGGUUUAACCAAACCAUUUCCUUCUUCUCAUUUCCUAUUGCUCCAUACCAAGAUUGGAGUCUCCAAUGGAUCCUCCACCUUGCAAGGGCGUAAAGAAGUAAAUAUGUAAUAUUUGUAAGGUUAUGUCAUUAUAUUUAAAGUUAGGGUUUUAUUGUACCUCGUAUAUAUACUUGUGAUACUCUAAUCUUAUUAUUAUUGCCGCAUACUUUCAUCAUCUCCUAGCCUUUGUGUCAUAUCAAGUAGGUUGAGUCAAGACAUACAAGUCACAAGUCAAUAAAGACCGAUUCCCUAA
Rubroshorea leprosula is the source of this 1244-nucleotide messenger RNA. The record is from the annotation of a GenBank genome assembly. NCBI's taxonomy places the organism in Eukaryota, Viridiplantae, Streptophyta, Magnoliopsida, Malvales, Dipterocarpaceae.